AACAUACCAGGGGUCCUGGGAAUCGCGCUGGAUAGCACACCUCAUGGUCCAAAUGUCGAGGAACUUCUAAGGAACCUGACAUUGCAGACCGUUGUUUCGAUACUGAAUAGCACGAAAUUGUCGGAGAUAAACAACGUCGUGCAGGCGCUCUCCCAAGAUGCUCAGGACACGUUGAUGAAGUACCUGUAUAGG
This is a messenger RNA of Suillus fuscotomentosus, 192 nucleotides long. RefSeq lists its product as uncharacterized. NCBI's taxonomy places the organism in Eukaryota, Fungi, Basidiomycota, Agaricomycetes, Boletales, Suillaceae. Gene Ontology annotation, biological process: regulation of actin filament polymerization; Arp2/3 complex-mediated actin nucleation. Gene Ontology annotation, cellular component: Arp2/3 protein complex; actin cytoskeleton. The record is from RefSeq and is a predicted model, not a curated record. The transcript is spliced from 2 exons. The annotation marks the transcript as partial.